AUGAGGUAUAAUGUAGUAGUUGGUGUGUUGCUUCUGAUCUCUUUGGUCGUCUUGGAGUUGAGCAAUGCCAUGGCACCUUCUGUUUCGUAUGAAUGGGUCGUCUCUUAUUCGGAACGUUCCAUCCUCGGAGCCAACAAGCAGGUCAUAGUCAUCAACGACAUGUUUCCUGGACCGAUCCUUAAGGCAACAGCAGGCGAUGUAGUAAACGUCAACAUUUUCAACCAUCUGACCGAACCUUUUCUCAUGACCUGGAAUGGGUUGCAAAUGAGGAAAAACUCAUGGCAAGACGGAGUUCGAGGAACAAACUGUCCCAUACUUCCGGGAACAAAUUGGACGUACCGGUUUCAGAUAAAGGAUCAGAUCGGAAGUUACUUUUACUUCCCGACACUCUUGUUCCAAAAGGCGGCCGGAGGAUACGGUUCAAUUAGAGUCUACAGUCCAGAACUUGUCCCGGUUCCAUUUCCUCAGCCUGAUGGCGAGUUUGACAUCUUGAUCGGAGAUUGGUUCUAUACUGACUAUAGGGGUAUGAGAGCUUCACUUGACAAUGGUCUCAGUUUAGCAGCUCCUGAUGGUAUUCUUUUUAAUGGGCAUGGACCCGAAGAAGCCUUCUUUGAAUUUCAACCAGGCAAAACAUAUAGGCUGAGAAUUUCAAACGUGGGUCUCAAGACAUCCUUAAACUUCAGGAUUCAGGACCAUGAUAUGCUCCUGGUUGAGACAGAGGGUUCGUAUGUUCAGAAACGUACCUUGUCCAACUUGGACAUCCAUGUUGGCCAAUCAUAUUCCGUUCUCGUCACGGCUAAAACCGAUCCGGUUGGAAGUCGCCGCUCCUACUACAUUUUCGCCUCAACCCGGUUCAGUAGUUCUUACAUGACCGGUUUAGCUUUAAUCCGAUAUCCCAACUCCCCCAUUGAUCCGGUCGGACCAGUUCCCGCUGCACCUGAAUCGUGGGAUUACGCCUCCUCCGUUCGACAAGCCCUAUCCAUUAGAGAGGACCUAGCCGUUGGAGCAGCAAGAACGAACCCGCAAGGCUCAUACCACUACGGACGCGUAAACGUGAGCAGAACAAUAAUCUUACAAAACGACGUUAUGUCAUCGUCGAACAGAUUACGUUACACUGUUAACGGUGUUUCCUUUGUCUUCCCGGAAACGCCGUUAAAGCUCGUCGAUCACUUCCAACUAAAAAACACGAUAAUCCCCGACAUGUUCCCUACUUAUCCUUCACACAAAACGCCACGUUUCGGAACAUCAGUGGUUGAUAUACGUUACAGAGACUUUGUCCACAUAGUUUUCGAGAAUCCACUUGAUGAAUCGCAGAGCUGGCACAUCGACGGUCACAACUUCUGGGUUGUCGGAAUGGGGUUUGGAGGUUGGUCUGAAAGCAAAAGAGCUGGUUAUAACUUAGUGGACGCUGUUUCUCGGUCUACAAUUCAGGUUUUUCCGUAUUCGUGGGUGGCGAUAUUGAUAGCGAUGGAUAAUCAAGGGAUGUGGAACGUGAGAUCACAGAAGGCAGAGCAAUGGUAUCUUGGUGAAGAGCUUUACUUUAGAGUUAAAGGUGACGGAGAAGAAGAUCCUAGGAAUAUUCCGACUAGAGAUGAAUUGCCGAUACCGGAUAAUUUCCUCCGUUGCGGCAGAGUUCUCCAAUAA
This is a messenger RNA of Eruca vesicaria subsp. sativa (arugula), 1644 nucleotides long. NCBI's taxonomy places the organism in Eukaryota, Viridiplantae, Streptophyta, Magnoliopsida, Brassicales, Brassicaceae. The record is from the annotation of a GenBank genome assembly.